AUGAAUAAGGCCGUAUACGCACCAGCACCGCUACGGAUAACGGUCUACUCGGACGGCUCACGCACUAGCCAAGGGGCUGGGUACUGGUUCGUGGUCUACUACGGCUCUAUCCCUAUCACCCAAGGGUAUAGAUCAGCUGGCUCCCGGACGGAAGUUUACGACGCCGAGAUCAUGGGCGCAGCAGAGGGCCUCCGGGCGGCUAUUAACCUAUCCUGCGCAAGCUACUCCACCGGCCUCGUUAUCCUCCUUGAUAACCUCGCUGCCGCUAGCUUACUCGCGGACGGGAGGCCUAUGCCACACAGACGAGAACUCACCGACUUAUUCCAAAACCUCACUACCCAGUGGGAAUACACUCCGUAUAUCCUCAGCACACCACGCACGCCCGUUGAGGUACGCUGGGUCCCAGGCCACUCCGGGAUAGUAGGGAACGAGACUGCCGACGAGCUAGCAAAGAAGGGCGCAGCGUUAGACGGCUCCUAUAUCCCCCCCCCUCCCCAUCCUACCUCAGACGUGAAGCGAAGCAACAGACGCGCGCAGCAACACGCGCAGCGUACACCAGAGACGCACCCCAGUCACACCAGGACCUAA
Messenger RNA from Penicillium argentinense, 588 nucleotides. RefSeq names its product ribonuclease H family protein. The transcript has a single exon. Gene Ontology annotation, biological process: DNA replication, removal of RNA primer. NCBI's taxonomy places the organism in Eukaryota, Fungi, Ascomycota, Eurotiomycetes, Eurotiales, Aspergillaceae. Bases 1 to 588 code for a protein of 195 amino acids. The record is from RefSeq and is a predicted model, not a curated record. Gene Ontology annotation, molecular function: RNA-DNA hybrid ribonuclease activity; nucleic acid binding.